Magallana angulata is the source of this 6241-nucleotide messenger RNA. Its product is annotated as cadherin-23-like. Gene Ontology annotation, molecular function: calcium ion binding; cadherin binding. Gene Ontology annotation, biological process: homophilic cell-cell adhesion. Gene Ontology annotation, cellular component: plasma membrane; catenin complex. Bases 166 to 5802 code for a protein of 1878 amino acids. Lineage: Eukaryota; Metazoa; Mollusca; Bivalvia; Ostreida; Ostreidae. The record is from RefSeq and is a predicted model, not a curated record. The transcript is spliced from 37 exons.
CAGUCACGUGAGUUCGGUAUCAAUGUUAUCGAUUGGUUUACGUCCAAACGGGAAGUGCAUGGCAGCGUUGGAAAUAAUUAAGAAAAGAUACUAAACAAAUUAUGGAAUACAAUUAGAAAUAUAACGAACAACAUAGGCUAUCACUUGAUCGUUUGUGGAUACAAUAUGAUUACCAACACACUAGCAUUAAGUUUCUUCAUGCUUAUCUAUACCAGUCUUGCAUCUAAGUUGCCUCCGAGUAUUACCGCAGACAAACAAUUUGAACAAGUUGAGGAAGGACCUUCAGGUCUUAAUAAGACACUCUUUACAAUUACUGCAAAAGAAUUAAAUGGUGGAAAUGUAGAAGUUAUACCGACUGGGCUUACAAAUGAUAUUGUGAAAAUAAACGGAACAAACAACACAGCCACUGUUACUGUGAACGUUUUCCUGAAAAAGGCACUUGACAGAGAGACAAAGUCGAGCUUUACAUUAAAGUUUUCAGCUAUAAGCAAUGAUCAAAGUCUUCCCUCAUCUCAAUUGUCAGUGAGUCUGUUUGUAUUGGACAUCAAUGACGAACCUCCUAAAUUUAGUCAAAUUGCAUACAGGAAAGAACUUCUGGAGAAUCACAAUUUAUCAAAUGACAUCGGUGCCAAUGUUUCCGCCACGGAUCCUGAUAACGGACUUGGAGGACUGGUGACCUACACCUUACAGCCUGCUGGUCAGGCUUCUGGACUCUAUAAUAAAACAUUUGACAUAGAUCCAUCAAAUGGAAAAAUAAAAUUGUUACAACACCUUGAUUACGAGACGUUAACUUUCUACCAGUACAAGAUAAUAGCCACCGAUGGCGGAGAUCCUAAAACUAAACUAAACAGUACGGCAGACCUUCUCAUUAUGGUGAAGGACGUCCAAGAUACACCGCCAAUAUUUCAGCGACUGCCGUUCAUGACAACCAUUUCAGAAACCACGCCAAUAGGGACAAGCAUUUAUAAGAUUUUUGCUACCGAUGGAGAUACUGGUAUCCCAGAUAACAUUACCUACAGCUUAACAGAUCAAUCACAUGAGACAGCAUGUGACAACUUUCUACAGAUCAAUAGCAUCACUGGUGUGAUAAGUAUCAAACAACUAAUGGACAGAGAUGGCGGAACAAUUAAACGUCUUAACGGAAUCUGUAUUGUAAACGUUACUGCAUCGGAAAUUACAAAUGCAACUGCCAACAAAAACAGUCAAACAACGAAGCCAUUCACAAUCACUGUACAAGAUGAGAAUGAUAAUCGACCAAAGUUCAGCAAAAAACAAUAUGAAGGUUCCGUAAAAGAAAACAUGAGAGAUAUCACAAUAUCGAUUCCUGGAAACAUACAGGUUUUUGACAUAGACCAGAAUGGAUAUAACAAUAUAAAGCUGACGGUACUCAAUAGGACAGACGUUGUACCCUCACCAGAUUCUGUAAUCUACAAUGGAACUGUUCUUCUUCGUCUUACUAAUCCACUAGAUUAUGAAAAUGAGAAAAAUAUUACUUUCUUGAUUAAAGCAGAGGACACCAAUAAUUCCAGCUUUGUCAACAAUUCUACAGUCAACGUAAAAAUAAACGAUACCAACGACAAUGAUCCUGUUUUCCAAAGCAGAGACAAUGACCUCUUCUUGCCAGAAAACAGUUGUUUUAACACAACAGUUGGAAAGAUAACGGCGACUGAUAUAGACUCUGGAAAUUAUGGAAAAAUAGAAUAUCGUCUAGAUAGGAAUACCAGUUUUAAAAUUGAAGCCACCACUGGUCGUGUUUAUGUCUCAUGUAAAAACAGCUGCGCAAGGGGAUGCAAUAACUCUCUCUGUGACAACAGUUGUCUGGACAGGGAGAAGAAGGACAGGUACUACUUGACAGUUUCGGCGAUUGAUGGAGGAGGGAGAAGAACCUCCCUUCCAAUAACCAUAUACUUGAACGAUACAAAUGACAAUAGGCCAAAGUUUCGUUAUAAUUCCUAUCAAAUAGGACUUCUAGAAAACAGAAAGACAUUUUCGGAUGGAAAAGAGGACUUAGAAAUACAGGCGGACGAUGUAGACCUCUCAGAAAACAAAACGAUCAGUUACAAAUUACUUCAGAACUCUCCUCAUUUUCACAUCAACGAGUCAACCGGAAAAAUAACAAUUACUGAAGAAGUAGAUUAUGAAAACUUAACUGAGGCCAACGGCUAUAUCAACCUGACAAUCAUAGCCUCUGACCAUGGGAAACCGCAACAAAGUUCGUCCGUUCAGUUAACGAUUCAAGUCAAGGAUUUAAACGACAAUAAACCAGAAUUUAGAGGGAAAACAUACAACGCCAGUGUAUGUGAGAAUGCUGCUAGUGGUACCAAUGUUACAGUUGUCUCUGCAACAGAUGCAGAUAAAACAGCUCCGAAUAAUAAAUAUUCCUACUUUAUUGAAAAGGGUGGGUCAGAUCAAUUCACUUUAAAUGGCAAGACAGGAGAAAUAAGCGUUCAAGUGGGAGCAAACCUUGACAGGGAAAUCAAAUCUAAAUACACUCUAACAGUUAUUGCAAUAGACAAAGGGGAUCCUCAGAAUACUGGAACAAGUACAGUGUUUAUUAGUUUGACCGAUGAAAAUGAUACUCCUCCUCGUUGGUUGAACUUACCUAACACAACUACCGUAAAGGAAAAUACUACAGAACCCGCUAUAUUCAAAUGUAUAGGAGAUGACUCCGACAUCAACCAUACUUUAGUCUACUCAAUUAGGAUAAAAGAAGCCUUAGAUAGCAAUGGCAACCUUGUAAAUUUCUCUUUGAUUAAGAUUCUGCAGGGAAAUAUCUCUAUCAACAGUACCACGGGGGUUGUGUCUGUGAAUAAUCUAGAUGCAGAAGUGGCAGUGACAAUAAGGCUUACAGUUACUAUCAACGACACUUCAACAACAAAAAAUGACCCAAAUGCCAAAAGCGAACUUAUAAUACAGAUCACAGACGAGAACGAUAAUCCACCAGUUUUUAAAAAUGCAACAUUUACAACUGAGAUAUUGGAGAAUGCUCGUGACAACACUACUCUACUACCCAUAGCAGCGUCCGACAUUGACGUCAGUAAAAAAUAUACAAACAUUAGCUACUACAUUGAUGACAAACAAUGUCCAUUCUCAAUAAAUCCAAGUACAGGUUACGUCACAAAAACAGGAAAACUUGAUCGUGAGACGAAACCAUUUUGGAUAAUAACAAUUCGAGCAUCAGAUUCCAAAUAUAACGCUACAGCUGAACUUAAUGUUACUGUCUUAGACUUUAAUGACAAUACGCCGUUUUUUCUUAAUGAAUCAUACAUAUUUGAUGUGACUGAACAAAAAUAUAGUCAAACACAAAUUGGACAGUUUUAUGCAAUGGAUCUUGAUGCCGGCCCAAACCAGAACAUUACUUACAAGAUCACAGGAGGCAAUGCUGGAUCAUAUUUUCAUAUCUCAGAUGCAAAGGGUAGCCUGUUUAUAAACGGUAAUAUUGAUAGAGAAACUAUGCCAAAAUUUGAGCUAGUGGUUACAAUAAAUGACAACCCAAUAGAGAAAGCAGAUACAAAACGAAAUUCAACACACGUGGUCGUGAAUAUUCUUGACGUUAAUGAUAACGCACCAGUUUUUACUUCUAAUUCUAAACAACGAAUUAGAGUAAAGGAAACCACACAAUUAGGAACCGUGGUCAAAACAGUAUCAGCGACAGACAAAGACUUUGGCAAUAAUGGUACUGUUCAUUACAGAGUUGAAAGCAACGGUAAUGAGUCUUUGGAAUUGUUUGUUAUAGAUAAUGUCACAGGUGCAAUAUCUUUGAAUGGAAGUAUUAAAGACAUGGUUGGUAACUACACAUUGGAAGUCCUGGCUAUUGACAAUGGGUCUCCGCCCAUGAACUCCUCUUUGUUGUUAGAUAUAUUUAUCUUGGACGAAAACAUUCACAGACCAGAAAUCACAAUGUUACCAAAGGAUAGAAUAGUCAGCGUUUAUGAGUGUGCCAAAAAAGGUACGAAAGUAACAGCAAUAAAUGCAACUGAUGAAGAUAAGGACUACAACAAUCAACUAAUUAAGUAUGAAUUUCUCUAUUCAAAUUCGUCAACUGGACAACGCUUUCAGUCCUUUAGUAUUGACAAUAAAACUGGAUUCAUUACGCUCAUUGGAAGUUUAGAUCGUGAAGAGAAACAAUCAUUCAAGAUUAAUGUCAGAUGCACAGACCACGGAGAACCGCCUUUAUUUACAACCUCACCUGAUAUAAUUAUCCAAGUCAUAGAUGUCAAUGACAAUCCUCCUGAAUUUCUUACAAAUGUAACAAAAGUGAACAUAAAAGAAAAUCAGACAAAUAUAAUUGUCACCGAGGUGUCAGCUAUUGACAAGGAUUCUAUGGCAGUUAUCCAAUACGCCAUCAAAGAAGGCAAGUUUUCGAAUUUCUUCAAAAUCAAUGAUUCCUCCGGUGAAAUAGCAAUAGAUCAACCUUUGGAUAGGGAAAAUAUGGCAAAUGAUGAAAUAUAUCUGAUGAUCGAAGCAACUGACGUCACUAAACCCAAUAUUUUGUCUGAAUGCGAUAAUAUCAAAUUGCAAAACAAUACGACAGUACAGAUGGAAGUUGUUAUAACAGUACAGGAUAUAAAUGACAAUCCUCCAAUUUUCAAGAACUCUCAAUUUUCGAAAGGAAUUCUGAGAAACACAAAGUUUGAAACGGUUGUCAUUGAUUUGACGGAAGUUGUGAUAGACAAUGACAGCUCUACAGAGAAUCGUAAACACAAAUUCUUUGCUACAAACAUUUCAUAUACAGGAACAUUGAAACUAGAGCUUAAAGACAAAACCUUCAAAACAAAUUGUGGCGAGGCUUUUUGCGUCAACGCAAAUGGUACAGUAGUGACAAAUUUUGUGAUAUCUGACACAAUGAAAGGAGUGGCAAAACUGCAACUUGUUGCAAAUGACUCUGCAGGAAGCACAACAGCCUCAUUAAAGAUAUAUGUGAUCGGAGAUUCACAGGUUGUAGCAAUGCAUAUUAUUAAAACAAAACCACAAGUUGAUGAAAUAAAAUUCGACGUACUUAGCAUGUAUUCAAAGAUUCUUGGAUAUGAUUGCGUAUUUGAUGAAAUGGAAACUUACAUGAAGGAAAAUGGAGAACCUGACCCAUUCACAACAUUACUUAAAUUUCAUGUGGUGAACAGAAAAACUGACGAAGUUCUAGAGGCCACCAAUGUAGUGACAAAAAUUGACAGAUUAAAAGGCGAUGCUCUAGCGGAGGCAAGGAACAAAUACUCAAUUCAAUCUAUAAGUGAUAUGCAGUCUCAAAGAAAUGUCCAAUCAUUCAAAAUAAAAGAAACGUAUAUUUUGAUUGCUGUCAUAUCUCUGAUGUCAUUGGUUUUGUGCAUUGUUAUUUACUUUUACAUUAAGAGUACUCAAAGAUACAAGACGAAACUAAAAGCAGCCAAUGUGCCAACAGUGGAUUCCAAAAAAGAGAAUAAACAAAGUCUUUAUCUACCGGGUAGUAACGUAUAUUCAAACACGAAAAAUCCAUUAAUGAAUAAAGACGAAGAACUUAAGAGAAGUAUGGAAAACUUAGACAAAAUGGAUAACGGAAGCAUAUGUGGAAGCGAUGAUUCAAUGGACCCAAGCGAUUUUGAAUAUGCAAAACACAACAUGGCUUUUGAUAGCCGUUUGGAAGAUAAGGAAGUCGUAAUGGAUAUGUUCGAAGAAGACGGACCUAUGGCCGAGAAUGACAAUCCCCUCGCGCUGGCCCUCAGUCAACACGAACGACAGAAGAAUGCCAGGAACUCUUCGAAAGGCAGAAUAUCGGAAAUGAGCGAACAAAACCCCCAGUAUGAAAAUUUAGAAACAACUGAAGUGUAAUAAAACUGCACAAAUAUGCAUAAGUUAAGUGCAUGUGACAGAGGGAAAAUGGAUUGUUAUUUUACACAAGGACGAACAAAUUAAUAAAGAAUAUAAUAAUUUUAUUUUCCCAAUUAAUUUUUGCAUUUUCAAGUUAAUAAAAUUAGUGCCUUAAUAUUUUGUCACUUUUUACAUGAAUUAUCGAUUUUUUUUCUUGUAUCUGUUAGUUCUUUUUGUUAAUAUUACUUUGUUGCUUUUUUCUUAUUAAUGAAUGUUAGAAUGCAUGCAUGCAAGAAUGUUGUCAUUAUAUUCGAGUAUAUCGAACUCAUAAUGAACAGAAGUGUUUAAAUGAUCACUAUAUUAUUGGCUAAUUAUAUAAUUGUAAUACUCUGUCUUUUAAAUGUAAAGAAAUGUGUAUGGAAAUUCUGAUAUAAAGGAAUUAAAUGGAAUUGUAAACAUA